This is a messenger RNA of Gigantopelta aegis, 4969 nucleotides long. RefSeq names its product phospholipid scramblase 2-like. Gene Ontology annotation, cellular component: plasma membrane. Gene Ontology annotation, biological process: plasma membrane phospholipid scrambling. Lineage: Eukaryota; Metazoa; Mollusca; Gastropoda; Neomphalida; Peltospiridae. Gene Ontology annotation, molecular function: phospholipid scramblase activity. The coding region runs from base 82 to 831 and encodes 249 amino acids. The transcript has 7 exons. The record is from RefSeq and is a predicted model, not a curated record.
AUACUAGUUGGGCUUGUUUGGGUGGGUGUUGUUAAUUUUAAACGAUAACAAACGUAAGUAAAAAAUCUCUGGAUUUUAACCAUGUCGGCGGUCGUUACUCAGCCACAGGCCGGGGAGAAGGGUCAGGAAUUCGCUAUGAUGACCGCACCACCCCCAACAGUCGUCGUUCCAGCCGGUUUCCCUCCGGGUUUGGCGUAUCUUGGGGCUAUUGAAGAAGUACGGGUACAUCAACAAAUGGAACUGCUUGAAGUGUUGGUUGGCUGGGAGAAAAACAACCGAUACAGAAUCUGUAACACCUCGGACCAGCAGUUCAUGUUUGCAAAAGAAGACACGGACUGCUGCACUCGGCAGGUUUGCGGGACGGCGAGACCGUUUGUGAUGAACAUCACGGAUAACGACGGUCAGAACCUGAUACAGCUUCACCGGCCGUUCCGUUGUCAAGGCAGCAUGUUUUGGUGCUGCUGUCUACAGGAGAUGGAGAUCCAUUCGCCGGCUGGGGUUCCCAUAGCAACCAUCAAGCAAAUUUGGACGUGUUGGACACCACGCUACAAAGUGUUUGACAUGAACGGAACUCCGCUGUUCACCAUCCUCGGUGAAUGCUGCUACUGCAAAUGCUGUACUGACGUUAUUUUCCAGGUUUUCCGUGGCGAAGAUGAGUCGGUGGAGACUGGACAGAUCAUCAAACACUGGGGCGGCUGCAGGGAAGUGUUCGGAGCAGCUAACGACUUUACUCUGCGUUUCCCAUCUGGCAUGGAUGUUUUGACGAAGGCAAUUCUUCUUGGAGCAACAUUUCUCAUCGACUUCAACUACUUUGAGUACAGCAGGAAUUGAGUAAUGUUAAUCUGCAGUGUUGAAACAAUAUUCUAUAAAACAUACCGGUACCACUUCCACUUGAACAAAGCCAACUUUGAAAAGACAUAACCAACCCAUUGUCACGAAAAUUUUGUUUAACACCGAUAAUGGUUACAUACUAUUGAUGUGUGUAAACUGAAUUACGUCAAGAUUUGUCAAAAACAUUAUUUCAGCUGAUCCAACAACUUAAGCGUAUUUGUUUUUUUGGUUGGUUAUUUUUAUUUUGCUUUGGGUUUUUUUUGUGGGGUUAUGCUUUGUUUUGGUUGGGUUUUUGUAUGAUUUAAAAAAAAAAUAUAUAUAUAUUUUUUUUAUUGACCUCACUAAAGUUCUAUGUUGCUAAUAUGUUAUGAUUUAUAGUACAUAUAUACAUUUAAAUUAACUGUUCACAAUAGUAAUGUUUAUGGUGCUCGGCUGGAAUCUGAACUGGAUAUAAACAAUGAUUUAUUGACAAAGUGACCUUGAGAUAAAUGCUGAUGUGAUAGCAAGAUUGAUUUUAAACGUUAUGCAGUAUGUUGGUUGUUGUUUGUUGUUGUUUUGUGUUUGUUUGUUUUGUGUUUUGUUUGUUUGUUUGUUUGGGUGGUUUUUUCCACGUAUGGCAAAUACAAUGUGGUUAUAUACCCUACCCUGUACAGUGUGGGUUUUUAGUCUGUGUGGGUUUUUUUCCACAUAUGGCAAACAAGAUCUGAUUGUAUGUAUACCCUGUACAGUGGGUUUUUUUCCACAUAUGGCAAACAAGAUCUGAUUGUAUGUAUACCCUGUACAGUGUGUUUUUUCUGCAGUGCUGAGCGUAAUAUUGUAAAUUCAUUCUUAUGAAAGAAUAUGGAAUAGAAUUCCUACAUUACAUUCAACUCAACCUGUAGACCAAAAAUACCACUAGUAUAACUGUUUGGAACCGAUGCCUGAUAUUACUACUGUCUUAGUGAAAAAUCUUGCAACAACAACUAGAGAAAAUCAUUAUAAAAUCUUAAAAUUUAUCUUCUAUUACGGUAAUGUCUUUUUGUUUUAGUGGGUUACUUAACAUUAUUCAAGUUCGUAGAAGUUCAUAUAAUUUUAACAGUGUAUAGCAUGUUUCACAUGACACAUCAAACAGUGACAGCCAAUCAUCAGGACUAAUAUCAGAUGUCGGUCCCAAACGGUGACAGCCAAUCAUCAGGACUAAUAUCAGAUGUCGGUCCCAAACGGUGACAGCCAGUCAUCAGGACUAAUAUCAGAUGUCGGUCCCAGACGGUGACAGCCAGUCAUCAGGACUAAUAUCAGAUGUCGGUCCCAGACGGUGACAGCCAGUCAUCAGGACUAAUAUCAUAUAUCGGUCCCAAACGGUGACAGCCAAUAAUCACGACUAAUAUUAGAUGUCGGUCCCAAACGGUAACAGCCAAUCAUCAGGACUAAUAUCAUAUAUCGGUCCCAAACGGUGACAGCCAAUAAUCACGACUAAUAUCAGAUGUCGGUCCCAAACGGUGACAGCCAAUCAUCACGACUAAUAUCAGAUGUCGGUCCCAAACGGUGACAGCCAAUCAUCACGACUAAUAUCAGAUGUCGGUCCCAAACGGUGACAGCCAAUCAUCAGGACUAAUAUCAGAUGUCGGUCCCAAACGGUAACAGCCAAUCAUCAGGACUAAUAUCAUAUAUCGGUCCCAAACGGUGACAGCCAAUAAUCACGACUAAUAUCAGAUGUCGGUCCCAAACGGUGACAGCCAAUCAUCACGACUAAUAUCAGAUGUCGGUCCCAAACGGUAACAGCCAAUCAUCACGACUAAUAUCAGAUGUCGGUCCCAAACGGUGACAGCCAAUCAUCAGGACUAAUAUCAGAUGUCGGUCCCAAACGGUGACAGCCAAUCAUCACGACUAAUAUCAGAUGUCGGUCCCAAACGGUGACAGCCAAUAAUCACUACUAAUAUCAGAUGUCGGUCCCAAACGGUGACAGCCAAUCAUCAGGACUAAUAUCAGAUGUCGGUCCCAAACAGUGACAGCCAAUAAUCACGACUAAUAUCAGAUGUCGGUCCCAAACGGUGACAGCCAAUCAUCAGGACUAAUAUCAGAUGUCGGUCCCAGAUGGUGACAGCCAAUCAAUUCAGGGCUAAUAUCAGUUAUCGGUCUCAAACAGUGACAGCCAAUCAUCAGGACUAAUAUCAGAUGUCGGUCCCAAAUGGUGACAGCCAAUCAGUUUAGGGCUAGCUCUGGCACUCGCCAAAUUCGCCAGUUGUGAAUUUCAAGAUCAGUUGGCAAAUUUUAUUUUAAUUUGGCGGAAUAAUUUUAUGAUAUUUUGUUUAAAAAUAAGUGUGUUUCUGCAAUUGUUUAGGUCUAGUAGAUAAUUUGGUGAAACUUUCUGUUUAUCCAGAGCUAGCCACAAAUCAUUAAUAUGUAGCCAUUAAGAAAGUCUGUCCACUUUAUAUAUUUUAUUUAUAGAGUUCCGUACACUGUACAGUAUGUAGAAACCAUUGCAGUAAUAAGCCUUUGCUCAACUUUUCCCCAUAAUCCAUUAUGGGUUUUGCGAUCGACUAUCAUUUAACACAAGGCAAACGGAUCCAUUUUUACAAAUAUUAAUCAUCCAUAUAUCUUAACAUUUUAAUUUUAUUUUUUGGGGUGCCUUAAAUGUUUUUCAAUAUUUUAUUUUUUACAAUAUCUCUGUAUAUAGCUUGGAGCUUAUUUUUAACAUUACAUCUCAUUGUAUAAUGUAUCAGCAUUUGUGUUUUAUUGUUAUAGUUUACAUUUUUUAAUAUUUCAUAUACACAUAUACUAGUAUUAAAAUAAAUGUAAUUAGCAAAUCCAAGGUAAAGGCAAACAGGGGUGACAUUGCUUAGGCUGUGGUGCUGACGCAAAUGGAGUGAGAGAGGUGGGUAGGAAUUUUGCAUAUGAUGCGUAUUGUCACAUUCAUUUUAACUUACUUUCCUGCUUAUAUCCAAUUACGGUUCAAGCACAUUGUCCUGGGCACACACACAUCAGCUAUCUGGGCUGUCUGUCCAGGAGGGUGUAGAGCGUGUAGUGGCCUUGCACCUACCCACUGAGCCCUUAAGAAUUCGCUCUAGGUUGGAGCCAGUACUGGGCUGCGAACCCUGUACCUACCAGCCUGUAGUCUGAUGGUUUAACCACUGCACCACUGAGACCGGAGUAUUGUCACAGCAGAGGAUAAUGCCUAUAUGAACAAAAAAUGAUUAAGAUUUCAUCUUUCUAUUAAAUGAAGUUAUUAAAGUAACAGCGAUAUAAUUAUUAUAUUGUCAUUUGUGAUGUUAUGUCACAUUGACAUAAAGUGGCGCAAUAUUGAUGUAUGACAUAAGUUAGUUAUUUAAAGUUUUAAAAGUAAAACUUUUCAAGUGUUCAGACUCUCCACCUCAAGGCACUGGAAACCUGGACACUGAAGCCCAAAAACCUGGAGAUUUCAGUAAAAACAUGGAGAUUGACCUAUUCAUACAUAAUCAAGUGCUAAGCAAAAUAAAGUGGUCGUUCUUUGUGUACAAAGCAAUAUUUGACAGGUGACAUCAGGGAAUUUUGACUUCUACGUCACAUGUGCAAACUCUCAACUUGAAUGCGAGAGACAGGUAGCGAUAACCUUAUUUGGCAUUGAUCUUCUAAAUAUGGAUUGUUGUGUCCUGUCCUCUCACUUUGUUUGUUAUUUCUGGCCGGAUUGGCUGAGAACUCGACUGAGCAAGAACAGAAAUUGUUUUUAACUACAAUGGAUUUUUAUCGCAAGAGAAAAACCGUGAGAUUUUCGAAAAAACCCGUGAGAUUUUCGUGGCUUACCAUGAGAUUUUCGUGGCUUACCAUGAGAUUUUCGCGGCUUACCAUGAGAUUUUGCAGAAAACCGUGAGACUUGAGAGGUCUGAGUGUUGGUCAAGUAUUUACAAACAAAAGAGUACUUACAAUUUUCUGGAUUGUGACAGUGUUACGUCGCAAGGAUUGCGACCCCUAAUUUUUUCUAGGGGGAGGGAAAGUGGGUGUCAGGACCCGUGAGUCUCUCCUUGGAUCCAUGCCUACAGUUAACCUAUAAAACUUGUUAUUUGUAUUUUACUUUUUGAAAUGAUACAUUUUUUAAACAGUAUACAUGUAUAUAACUUCAUAAUUUAACAUGGACUACAUAUUAUAUUUUAUAAUUUACUAGUAAUAAAUGUGGUGUUGUGAA